GUCAGAGAAAGGUAGGUUUCGUGGAGCUGCUCGUGAAAUUUCCUGAAAAUACGGUAUUUCUGCAAGUUUUUACCUGCUGCAAUAAGUUGAUUUCAGCGCGGGGAGCCGUUCCGUAAGUGCGUGGCGUUAAAAUUGGAAAAGCGAGCUGAAAUAAGUGGAAAUUUGCAAGAUUUCCGAUGCCCCGGCGAUUCUCGUGGCGGCACAUGUAGAAAUCUUGCCAGGCUUGCUUGGAUCCAAUCUCUAAGUUUGAGGAACAAAAAGUGCAUAAAAUAGUGAAGCUUUUUUGGGGCUCUGUGAAGAAUAUUGUUGAUGUGUUGGGGAUCUUUUAUAAAAAAGAUUUUAGAGUUUCGAGAUUUGUUCUAAAUUCUAACUUCCAUCACGUUUUCGGUAUUCCAUCGGUUGCUUAGUUGCUCCACUCUCUCGUGCUCUGAUCACGCCAACACAACAACGCCACCAAAAUGCCGCAGAACGAGUACAUUGAGCGCCACAUCAAGCUGCACGGCCGGCGGCUCGAUUAUGAGGAGCGCAAGCGGAAACGCGAGGCCCGCGAGCCGAAGAAGCGUGCCGCCAUGGCCCGCAAGCUGCGCGGCAUCAAGGCCAAACUGUUCCAGAAGGAGCGACGCAACGAAAAGAUUCAGAUGAAAAAGAAGAUCCAGGCCCACGAAGAGAAGAAGGUCAAGAAGACCACGGAAAAGGUCGAGGACGGUGCCAUUCCGGCCUAUCUGAUGGACCGUGGCGUCCAAUCGAGCGCCAAAGUUCUGUCCAACAUGAUCAAGCAGAAGCGAAAGGAAAAGGCCGGCAAAUGGGACGUCCCAAUUCCGAAGGUGCGCGCCCAGUCCGACGCCGAAGUGUUCAAAGUCAUCCGCAGUGGCAAAACCAAACGGAAAGCGUGGAAGCGAAUGGUCACCAAAGUCACCUACGUCGGGGAGAAUUUUACCCGAAAACCGCCCAAGUUCGAACGGUUCAUCCGGCCGAUGGCACUGCGCUUCAACAAGGCACACGUCACACACCCCGAACUCAAGGCCACAUUCCACCUGCCCAUCAUCGGCGUCAAGAAGAACCCGUCGUCACCGAUGUACACCAGCCUGGGGGUCAUCACCAAGGGUACCGUUAUCGAGGUUAACAUCUCCGAGCUCGGUCUGGUGACGCAAUCCGGCAAGGUCGUCUGGGGAAAGUACGCCCAAGUCACCAACAACCCCGAGAACGACGGUUGUAUCAACGCUGUGUUGUUAGUUUAACUCUCUCUGUGCUAUUUAAGUCCGUUUUAGUUUGUAAGUUGCGUUGCUUUGUAAACUGGAGCAAAUAUAGACCUGGCCGAAUGGUAUUUUUUUGUAUCAAAA
Molecule: messenger RNA, 1340 nt
Organism: Culex quinquefasciatus (southern house mosquito)
Lineage: Eukaryota; Metazoa; Arthropoda; Insecta; Diptera; Culicidae
Gene: Ip259
Product: ribosome biogenesis protein NSA2 homolog
Exons: 2
Coding region: 459-1238 (259 amino acids)
Biological process (GO): maturation of 5.8S rRNA; maturation of LSU-rRNA
Cellular component (GO): nucleolus; preribosome, large subunit precursor
Source: RefSeq, a predicted model, not a curated record